Messenger RNA from Zea mays, 1154 nucleotides. RefSeq names its product beta-expansin 7. Gene Ontology annotation, cellular component: extracellular region. The record is from RefSeq and is marked provisional. Lineage: Eukaryota; Viridiplantae; Streptophyta; Magnoliopsida; Poales; Poaceae. Bases 65 to 871 code for a protein of 268 amino acids. Gene Ontology annotation, biological process: sexual reproduction. The transcript has 4 exons.
ACACAGAACUUCUCCUGUCGGCCUACUAAUACAGCUAGCUAGCUGCCCUCUUAGGUAUACUGUGAUGGCCACAACCUUGUCCUCCACAGUAGUAGUUGCACUUGGUGCACCUCUCUUCUUGCUCCUUGUAACGUGUGGCUCGUGCGCGAGGCCGGUGAGCUUUAACGCCUCCGACCUCACCGCCGAUCCCGGCUGGGAUGCUGCCAGGGCCACCUGGUACGGUGCGCCCACCGGCGCCGGCCCUGAUGACGACGGUGGUGCCUGUGGAUUCAAGAACGUGAAUCUGCCGCCGUUCUCGGCAAUGACGUCGUGCGGCAACGAGCCCCUGUUCAAGGACGGCAAGGGCUGCGGCUCCUGCUACCAGAUACGAUGCCAAAACCACCCGGCCUGCUCCGGCAACCCAGAGACGGUGAUCAUCACUGACAUGAACUACUACCCCGUGGCCAAGUACCACUUCGACCUCAGCGGCACGGCGUUCGGCGCCAUGGCCAAGCCCGGCCGCAACGACGAGCUCCGCCACGCCGGCAUCAUCGACAUCCAGUUCAAGAGGGUGCCCUGCAACUACCCCGGGCAGAAGGUGACGUUCCACGUCGAGGAGGGCUCCAACCCCGUCUACUUCGCGGUGCUGGUCGAGUUCGAAGACGGCGACGGCGACGCGGUGCAGGUGGACCUCAUGGAGGCCAACUCUGCGUCGUGGACGCCGAUGCGCGAGUCCUGGGGAUCCAUCUGGAGGCUCGACUCCGGCCACCGCCUCACCGCGCCAUUCUCCCUGCGCAUUACGAACGAGUCCGGCAAGACGCUGGUGGCUGACCAUGUCAUCCCCGCCAACUGGGUGCCCAACACCUACUACCGUUCUAUCGUCCAGUAUUAGCCGCUCCCAGCUGCUGCGCCGGCCGGAUAAUAAUAUACAAUUCUGUGUCAUUGUGCUUUACUAUUAGUUUGGUAUUAGUAUUGUAUUUCUGCAUGGGACUGAUGAGGCACAGAGCUGAAGUGAGGUGCCUCACUCCAUUGCUAAUUUGCUACUAGGUGUUAAGUUGGUGUGCGGCUUCAGGGAGUUGAAGACUGGGAAGUGGAGGAAGCAGUGCUUUUUCCCGCCCAUUGUCGUGAAUGCAUGUACCAGUGCGAUUAAGAUUAUAUAAAUUAUAUUGACAGUA